GAGAGAGAGAGAGAGAGAGAGAGAGAGAGAGACAGGGAGAAAAAAGAAACGAAAGACAAAAAGGACAGAGUAACCAAGUGCGUCUAGUUAUAAUUUCCACGAUUUUUCCACGGUCAAGGGUGAAAAUCGGAGAGAAAUCUGGGAACCAGACAGCCGGCCAGGAGAAAACAGAUUGAUCCGGGGCCGCGACGUCCCGCAGCGUGGAUUUUGUGUGUCGUUCGCCCCCGAAGACGUUUCAACAGAAAGAACGAGGGGCAGGAAGAGGAGGAGGAGCAGGAGGGACGAUCAUGGACAUGUCGGAAGAUUGCUGGGAGCACGUGGGACUGCUUCAAGAGGUCUCCGCCGCGGAACCACCCCCGCCGCCGCCCGCUCCUGACUUCCUAAUUCAGCAACAGGAGCUGCUGGUGAGCGGCGGGCAGCCAACGACGGCGACCUCGCCGGCGAUGUCGUCGGGCGGCGCGCUGAGCCCCGGCGCGCUCUCGCCCUCGUCGACGGCGACAGCGACGACGAGCGGCGCCGCGGCGGCAGCCGCCUCCGGAGGGGCGAGCACCCCUGUGGCCGGCACCACGGGGCCCACCGGUUGUUGCGAGAACGGCAGGCCCAUGAUGACCGACCCGGUCACCGGACAAACGGUAUGCAGCUGUCAAUACGACAGCGCGGCCAGGCUGGCGCUGGGUGCUUACCCAAGGUUAGCACCCACUGCUACCUCCUACUCGUCUUACCCCACGCCGACGCCCUCCACCAGCGACCAAGGGCCCUACCCCAGCAUCGGAAUGGACAGCUCUGCCUUCUAUCCGCCUCUGGGUAAUCCGUACGGACUGAAGGAGGCGACGGGAAUGGGGAUGACGGCGGAUAUGGGUACUGCAUGGGGCACGGCCGCCCUUCAACCUGCCGCCACUGGUUACUACCCCUACGAUCCAACCCUGGCCGCCUACGGAUAUGGCGCCGGAUACGACCUGGCGGCGCGGCGGAAGAACGCGACGAGGGAGUCGACGGCAACGUUGAAGGCCUGGCUGAACGAGCACAAGAAGAAUCCCUACCCGACCAAGGGCGAGAAGAUCAUGCUGGCGAUCAUCACGAAGAUGACGCUGACGCAGGUGUCCACCUGGUUCGCGAACGCGCGACGGCGUCUCAAAAAGGAGAACAAAAUGACCUGGGAGCCGAAAAACAAGACCGACGACGACGACGACGCGGUUCUCACGGACUCGGAGGACAACAAGGAGAAGGACGAUCUCGCGGGUGACAAUCAAGGGGACAGAGUCGGCGAAGAGGCGAGGAGAGGCCUCGAAGAAAACGAGCCGAUGAGGCACGUGAAAGCGGAGCACUUGCAGCACGACAAGGACCUGGACGAGGAGGACGAUCUGGACCUCGAGGAGGACCCACGGCGGGGAGAGCAUCCCUUUCACCACGCGAUGCAGCACCAUCACCAUCAUCACCAAGGGUACACCCCGGAGGACCACCUCAAGGACGAGGGCAUCAAGUCCGAUUGUAGCACAGCCGGUGUCCCGAUUCCGGCGACCAAGCCUAAAAUCUGGUCGCUGGCGGACACGGCGGCUAGCAAGACGCCCCCGCCUCUCACGCACCCUCACCACCAACAGUAUCACCAUCUUCAUCAUCAGCAACACUACGGCCAACAGCAGCACCAUCUGUCCAAUCAAGGCCAUCACCAUCACUCGCAACAACCUUGGCUAGGUGGUAACGCCGGUGGCGGCGGCAGCGCUGGUAGUGGAGGCGGAAACCUGAGCUCGUUCGCGUUACCCUCAUCUGCGUCGAUGAGCCCGUCGGCGGCGGCGACCGCGCCGUACUCCAGCGCGGCGACCAGAUACGGCGGUUUCCUCUCGUCCUCGUCCGGAGGGCAGCUGCAUUACAACCCCUCGUCGUCCGGUUCGAGCUCGAGCGCGUCCUCCUCGGCGGCGGCGGGGUUUCCCGAGGUUGGUACGGACACUCCACCCCAGACACCGCCCAACAUGAAGGUGGCUACACCGAAUGGAGUGAUCCAGGCACCACCGGGCGGUUACUGCACUGGUGGUAACGGCAGCACAACGGCCAACAGUAAUCCGAAUCCUUACGGGCCGAGUCAUCCGGCUGCCGGCGGCUAUCUCUCCACCAGUUCCGGCUCGGCCAGCAGUGGUUCCUCCUUCAGCUCCAGGCUGCAGGCAUCCCCUCACAAAGACUUCUCGCCCGCUGGACAGAACUCCAUUCUACACCAGCACCAGACCACUGCCAGCUUGCCACCUACAGAGGCCACUACCGCGUUCAAACCGUUCUACAAGGGCUCUCAAUCGAUGGGCAGCGGAUUCGUGUCGCCUGUUUAAGAGGUUCUCGGUCGAUCCUGGAUCACCGUCGCGUUCCUUCAGGAUUAAGUGAAGGACGCAAGCGCCCGCCGCUGAGAGAUCCUGGGAUUUACUACCGUGAUCUUCGGGAGGAGAGUGGCGAAACUAGGAUGAGGAGGAAGAAGAAGAAGGAUGCGAGAGAAAGCAGAGAGCUUCUUGGAGAGCACGAGAAAAAGCAGGAGAAUAACUUUCGGAAGAAAGAAAGAAAGAAAGAAAGAUAGAAAGAGAAAGAGAGGAGGAAAGGUGGCACAGCGGUUCGUCCUUGAGAUACAUAAAUCGUCCCGGUGGCGUGCAAGGUGCGACUGCGGAAGACGAAUGACAUUGGCUGCAGCGCAUGCGCGCGCCAAUUGGGUUGGCUCGGAAGAGAUUUAGGAAUUACAGAGGAAUUACGUCAAAGUAUACGUCUGCUUACGCGUUCGGGUUCGCGAGGGAAAAAAGAAGAAGACGCCAUCGCGAGGAGGAAAACGUGAGCCGCGGAUGAUACGUCUGUGACGUUCGCAGGAAAUUUCACGGACUCGGACGUUCUUAAACCGAAAAUCAAGGUGUUUGUCAUUCGUCGAGAGCAGCAGCGGAAAAAGAAAUUCAAUGCCCGAAACAUCGUGCAAGUUGGCUCGUUCACGCGCCCGGGGGGGAUUCCUUAGUCAGCCAAUUCUUCACCGUCGGUCGUUUCGCGCGUUUCACAAUGGUUUUCAAUUCUGUAAAUAAAGGGAAUCGUCGUGCACUCAUUCGUUUGAGAAAGAAACAAACGCGGUAACGCGCGUCGAAAAUCGUUCGUUUUGUACAUAAAUCGCGGAUGGGGAGGAGGGAACGAGUUGACCAUCGAUCCAAGGAUGUUUCUCGUUCCUCGUUUACCCGUUCGUCUGUUCAUCAGCGGAUCUCGUCGACUGAAGAAGUCGGGGACCCGCGAACCACACGGGCAACGUGCAAAGUAGCAGCCAUUUCGGAUAAACCCAAACGACUGACUCGUUUUGGGGAAGUCCAGGUCGUAAAUUGAUCGUAAACCGAUCUAUUCUUCGCGAUUGAAUUCGUCGAAAUUUAUCAAAUGGGAGAUCGUUGGAAUCGCAGAGAGACCAACGAAGCAACCUUUUGUAUAAGGUUGGUCCCUCGUACCUCCGACAUGUACGCGCGUAAUGGGUGCCGUUUAGUUGUUUGUUGAAGACGAGGCAACAAGGCGGAAGGUGAAGAGGAAGACGGAUCGUACACAGCGGCUACUUUAUCCUUAAUCUACCAGUAACUGUUUAAUUAAACUCCCGAUGGAAUAUUCUCUCGUAUACACGCGAACACGUUGUUCGCAUUGAUAAAUAAAAAGGUGGCCAGCAGAAGCGUAGAUCUGGCAUUAACGAGAGCUGGACCUAUGGAAAAUUCGUCGAGGCGUGCUCUCGAAUAUCCAGCGCAUAUCGCGUCCGCGAGUGUAGUUUUUCGAUUGGCAGACACGCUGUCCACGAAGGGCCGGAAAUUACGGUGCAGAGAAAAGAAGAAUGGUAACAGUAUCGGCAAAUUAAUUAAGAGUGAAAAUUCGUCCUUUUCCCGGUGCACUCGCGAUCCACGGACUUCCGGUUUCCUGCGGCCGCGGCGCGCGCACCACGAGAAUUCCACACUCCGCGAUAACACGCGUGUCUACCUUUAAUUAGCAUCGUACAUUGUCUUCGUUACAUUCAACCCUCUCUCUGUGCAAUAUAUCGUUUUAGAAAUCGUUCGAGAGUCUCUCGUGAUCGCGCUCUCGCAGGCCGGGCCAAAGUGGAAGUUUCUCGCUCGAUGCUAAAUUCUAUGCACGCGUGUGUGUGUGUGUGCGUGCGUGCGUGCGUGUGUGCAUUUGCUCGUGUUUAUGCGUGUGGCAAGCAAGAUCGAUCCGUGAUCUCUUUGUUCGGUCCUUUAAUUUGCUUAAAAUCCUCGUGAUCUCGCGCGAACGAAAUAUCGCGGCGAUCGUUAGAUGAGGAUUUCCGUCAUAUCAUUUCCAUUCGAUUCGCCAUCCAUAGAUCCGGGACGGAGGAGGAGAAGCGCGAUCGAUCGAUGAUAAACGCGAGGUGCGCUCGAGAUUGUUGAUAUUUUUUUAUAUUACAUGUACGUGGCGCAAAUCGUCCCUCCUUUCGAAGAGUACGUAUUCACAGCGGCAGAAUGGGAGCACUACUUGCCCACUCGUCUCUCGAGCCUCGUGUCAUGGUAAAGAACGAGCAAAAUGGAGUGAUUGGUGAAUGAACGUAGAGAAAGAGAGAGAGAGAGAGAGAGAGAGAGAGAAGAGUGAUAACGAACGAAGCAAAAACAAAAAGAAAAUUAAUUAUAGAAAUCGACUAUCAUUUUGUACUCUGGCAUGUGUAAGCUUGCGCGUGCGUGUGUGUGUAUGUUAUCGUCGACGCUUUGUGUCGUUGCGUUGGAAGAGAAAAGCUGAACGUACAGAGAGCAAGAGAGUAAGAGAGAGUGAGAAACUGAGAAGAGCAGAACGAUGGGAGUAAUUGUACAUUGUUUUGUAAAGAGUACAUUUAUUUAUAUCUGUGAUAAUGUGGCGAGGUUAGAGAGAGUUGGCGAGAAAAGGAAGUUGCAAAACGGGAGAGAGAAACGGUCGGACAAGAGUGAAAGAGAAAGGAAGAGUGAAAUAUAUUAGGUGUACGAUUUAAAGAAAAAAAAAAGAAAAAAAAAAUGAAAAAAAAGAGAAUAAAAUGAAUUAAGGAGGAACAGUACGGUGCUGGUGGUCUUCGACCGAAGAUGGUCGGUGCUGGUGCAUUCAUUGAUACGUAUAUCGUAAUAGGGUAAUUAAUAGAGACUCGAUCGUGGUUUUGUAAAUAAUCAUCGCAACGUGUAGCCGGGUGAUAACAUCGAGGGUCGAGUGUAAUUGUCCUGAGUAGAAGGAGAAAAAAUAAAAUAAAAAGUAAAAGAGGAAUCGUAAGAUAGGGA
Molecule: messenger RNA, 5222 nt
Organism: Frieseomelitta varia
Lineage: Eukaryota; Metazoa; Arthropoda; Insecta; Hymenoptera; Apidae
Product: homeobox protein caupolican
Exons: 7
Coding region: 288-2315 (675 amino acids)
Biological process (GO): cell development; regulation of transcription by RNA polymerase II; neuron differentiation
Cellular component (GO): nucleus
Molecular function (GO): DNA-binding transcription factor activity, RNA polymerase II-specific; RNA polymerase II cis-regulatory region sequence-specific DNA binding
Source: RefSeq, a predicted model, not a curated record